Messenger RNA from Sceloporus undulatus (fence lizard), 3062 nucleotides. It is a transcript of the gene SFXN5, whose product is annotated as sideroflexin 5. NCBI's taxonomy places the organism in Eukaryota, Metazoa, Chordata, Lepidosauria, Squamata, Phrynosomatidae. Gene Ontology annotation, molecular function: monoatomic ion transmembrane transporter activity; citrate transmembrane transporter activity. Gene Ontology annotation, cellular component: mitochondrial inner membrane. The coding region runs from base 61 to 768 and encodes 235 amino acids. The transcript has 11 exons. The record is from RefSeq and is a predicted model, not a curated record. Gene Ontology annotation, biological process: mitochondrial transmembrane transport; citrate transport; monoatomic ion transport.
UGGAGAGCGCAAAAAAUAAAACAGGCCAUCAUCCAUCCAGACACGAAUGAGACGAUUUUCAUGCCUUUCAGAAUGUCAGGUUACAUUCCUUUUGGAACCCCUAUUGUUGUUGGUCUUCUCCUGCCAAACCAGACACUGGCGUCCACCGUCUUCUGGCAGUGGUUGAAUCAGAGCCACAACGCCUGUGUCAACUAUGCAAACCGAAACGCAACGAAGCCUUCUCCUACCUCGAAGUUCAUCCAGGGCUACGUGGGAGCUGUCAUAAGUGCCGUCUCGAUAGCAGUGGGCCUUAAUGUUCUGAUCCGAAAGCAAACCAGUUUACCCAGCCACCCGGCUUCUGAUCCGAGAUUUGUGCCAUUUCCUGCAGUAGCCAGUGCCAAUAUUUGCAACGUGGUCCUGAUGAGACACAUGGAGCUGGAGGAAGGGAUCGACGUCUUGGACGGAGACGGAAACAUCGUCGGAUCUUCCAAGAUCGCUGCCAAACACGCGCUCUUAGAGACGGCCCUGACCCGAGUAAUCCUGCCGAUGCCUAUACUGGUUCUACCUCCCAUCAUCAUGUCUCUGCUAGAAAAGACGUCUCUCCUGCGAUCCCGGCCUCGGAUGAUCCUGCCUGUCCAGAGCCUCGUGUGCCUUGCUGCCUUUGGUCUGGCCCUCCCUUUGGCCAUCAGCCUCUUCCCGCAAAUGUCUGAGAUCGAGACGCUGCGCCUGGAGCCGGAGAUCGCGCGUGCCACCGCCAGUAAGACCGUCGUCUACAACAAAGGCUUGUAAGCGGGAGGGGAGCUGCUUGGCACCGAAGGGGGAGAAGAACACACGAAGAGAGCGGCUUCCUACGGGAGAAGCGAGGAAGGUGGCGAGGCAGGAAUGAGUAACACAAUAGGAAGCAGAAGACGAAGACGCUGCCGUAGCAUCUUACCACUGCAAGAACCAAGCACAAAUUAACACUUCCCCAGAGCCAGGAUCUCACCUCAGUUGAAAAGAUUAAUAUUUAAACUUUUAAAUUAGCGACAGUAGCAGCAGCGCAGAGGAAAGAGAGGCGCGCGUGAGAGGGAGACGAGGAGCUCGGGAUGAAGACCCUGGAUCCGCAGAGCUUCGCGGAGAUGGUGGCCACUGGCUGGGGUGCCUUUCCCGGGGCCUGGCUUAACUUUGGUGUUGGAAAGCAGCAGCUUCCUCCUCCUCCACCACCACUACACAACACUUCCAACUCAUAGGAAGUCCCACCUCCACACCGUCUUUUGGCGUUGCACAGAAAUAAUCUCUCGGCACAUGCAAUUAGGAGAAGUAGGGUAGUGCGUUUUGGUAAUCGUACCACCAUCGGAAUGCCAGUCUUGCACAGGUAGACAUGCACAGAAUCAGUUCUAGACCUGUGAGACUUGGCUUUGGUUCUAAGCAAAUGCCACGGUGAAGGUCCUGUUUAUGGAGGUGCUCCACCACUCAUCCACCCUUCCUCUUCCUCUUCCUCUUCCUGCACUCUUCCCCAUCUUCCCCAGGCCUCAGGGCUGCCUUAGCAUUCCACUGAAUCUCUCUCUCCUCCUUUCUUUUCCAUGGGUGAAUUUGCAAGUUACAGGUUGCAUCUGCACUGCAGAAAUAUUCCAGUUUGACACCGCCAUGGCUCAGUGCUGUGGGAUCCUGGGAAAUGCAAUUGUGGCAUCAGAGCUCUAUGACAGAGAAGGCGAAAUGGCACACAAAAUUACAUGGCACUGAGCCGCGGAACUUAAAGUGGAGUCAAACUGCUUUAUUUCUGCAGUGCAGACGAGGCCACGGUGUUGUACUGUAAUUGUGGCUGUCACUGGAAAGCCCAAAUGGCACAAAACACCCACAACUGGGAUGCCACCGUCCCACAGCCUAUUCUGUGCCACCCUAUGGGCUUGGCAAAGAGCAGAUAAGCCUGUUGUAGGGCAACAUUUGUCCCUUUUAAGGGCUCUUAAAAUGAAUGUGAACCGGGGAGCUUCACCAAUUUUUCUUCUCAAAGGGAUCAACGAGUCAUUUUUAGCAAUUUUCUUUCCCUUGCAACAAAGCCUUUGGAAACCACAAAUCCUCGAAGCCGAUGCGCAAUUCAGGGACUUAUUGUGUUGAAAUUUGCGCAUGGUUGUUGUGCAUGGAAAACAGCAUUUUCCAUGAAGAAAAUAAGAUAUAUGUUUUGUGCAGAAAAUAAUAUUUCUACAAAGAGGUAUUUUCUGUGCAGAAAAAGCUCUUUCUGCACAGAAAAUUCUGUUGUUGUUUUUCUGCAAGUCAACCUCAUGCAAGUUUUAGUCCCAAAUUACAGCAUUUCUAGUGUUAAGAAGCAGCUUUUUUCUGCAUAGAAAUGGUUUCUCUAUAGAAAUAUUUUCUGCACAGAAAAAGGCUGUUUCCUGCGCAGAAGAUACUGCUUUCUGCACAAAGCCGCUCCAUACAAUGUUUACUCGGAAUAAGCCCCAAACUGUGAAGAAGGUUAUCAAUCCAGAAUUCCUACCUGGGUUACAGACAGUCAAAGAAUACCUUUUUAACCACUGUUUCUGAAAUAUGCUUUCCAUCCCUAGUGUGAACUCAUCCUUGCUGCCUGCGGUGGGGCUGGUGCAGAGUGACCAUUGCCCGGCUGACAUAUUCCCAUGCCAAGAGGUGAGAGGACUGCCCUGGGGGUGAGUCUUUGCUCGGACCCCCGUCUUCUCCCCCUCGUCCUGCAAUGGUCAUUACAGGACUUCCCCCCCAAGUCCACCUUUUGCUCUGUCCUGGGCACUGUCCCAUGCAACUGACCUGUCUGGUCUCUUUCACACAUCGCACAACCAUAAGAGCACUUUGAUACCACUUUAACUCCCAUGGCUGCAUCCUAUGGAACUCUUGGGCUUAUAGCAGUUUAACAAGGAUCUUUGAGAAGUCCAAGUACCCCUCUCCAAACUACAGAUCCCAGCCAUGGCAGCCAAAGUGGAACAUUCAGCGACUGUGCAUUACUGCAUGGCAGCUGGUUGGACUGGGUGGCUCUUGUGGUUUCUUCCAACUCUGUGGAGUUUAUCACACUGGGGCUAAUUUCAGCAUCAAAGAGAGAUUAAAGCACGUUUAAAGCAUCCCGCAAAUAAAACGAAAAAGGC